UUUAAUAUAGUCAGUAAAAUUGUAGGCUAUAUAAAAAUGGAUAUUUCGGCGCUUUCCGAACCCAAUUUCAGCGCAGCUGAUUGGAUUAAUUCAAAUUACAAUAAACAUAUGGAAGAUAAUGACAAAAAGAGCGGCGUCGAUGCUUCUGCCAUGCAAUUUAUACAAAGCUACGUGGCCAAGUUGCAGCUGUAUGUGCAGCAGGUAAACUAUGCUGUCGAGGAGUCCAGUCAGCAGGUAGUGGCCAGCAUGCCGCGCAUAGCCAAAGAAGCUGCCACACUCCAAAGCGACGUAGCAUUGUUGCAGGAUAAGAUGAGCGCUAUGCGUCAGGAAGUGGCAGCUGUGCAGGAGGAAACAGGCGAUUGUAUGGCCAGUUUGGAACGCUUGCAAUCGAUGCAGAGUAAGCUGCAGGCAGCUAAGGAAUCAUUGCAAGAGUCCGAUGGCUGGGGAAAUCUUCUGGCUGAACUUGAGGAUUGCUUCGAACGGAAUGAUAUGAAGGGCGUGUGCGACAAGCUGCUGGCGUUGCAAAAAUCGCUGCAGGCACAGGAGCAGCUGCCCGGACAUGCGGAGCGUCAGACACAGGUGGAAGACUUAAAAAAUCGAUUGGAGGCCAUGGCAUCACCAAGCUUGGUGCAAGCACUAUCCGAAUCGAAUCUGGAAAUGGCUCAACGUCAUGUGCAAAUCUUUGCCAGCAUAAAGCGCGUGCCACAGCUGUUGCAAUAUUAUCGCGCCGUGCAAAAGAAUAUGCUGCAGCAGCAAUGGAAGCAAUUACUGGAACUGCAAGCCAGCGAGUCGCAGCAGCACUUUCUAACGCUCUUCUAUGAUCAGCUUCUAGAGCAUAGUCAGCGGCAAGUUAAGUGGUGCACACAGCUAUUUGCGCAGCAAGCGCAGCUUGAAUUAGAGGGACAGUCGCAGCCAAUUUUGGUGCUGGCAGAGCUCCUACCAGCGUUGCAGCCAACACGCGAUGCACACAUUCUCCAACUGUUAAAGACGUCCAAUGAGCGACUCGAGCUCCUGGCGAAGUAUGCCCAAGCCAAUCAUAGCUUUGUGCUGCAGCUGAACACAAUGCUGGAGCAAACUCAUAUUGUACUGUCGCCGGAGCUCUGCCGACAGUUGGGCUUCGCAGUCUUUGAGUAUUUCCACAAGUUUAUACAACAAUAUCCACGUCUGGAGGAGACGCAGCUAUCCACACAAGUAGAUAGACUGCUGUCCAAUCAGAGUACACCCAGCGAUGCAGUCCAUCAUCUGGAGCAGAGCACGCGCAAGCUUUAUGAAUGGCUGCAAGACGCACUGACACGCUGUGCGGCCAUAACCAAUGAUCUGGCACUGUGCAAGUUUAUCGCGCUGCUCAAUGGCAUCUUCAAGCGUCAGCUGGAGCACUUUAGUCGGACACAACGACAGCUAAGUUUAAGCUUGGGUAACAGUGGCACUAAUACUGGCGGAGCACGCAAUGAAAACUGGUCACUGCUACAAUACACCAUGUCCCAGCUGCAAUGUCUGGCCGACUUUCAGCAGCAGCUGCAACAGUUUGAGCAGACGCUCCAUGUACGCCUCGCAAACUUGGCCCAACUCUUGAAUGCCUCCGCAGGUGCUGGAGUAAUUCUACCAAUUCAUCAAACCUGUGAGCAGCCCAUACGUAACCAGCUAUUAGCCAGUAUAGCUGACUAUCAACAGAAGCGUAAUGAUGCCAGCAGCACUGAGAGUCUAGGGAUCUUUCCACAAAUCUAUGCCACGCUCAAAACAUAUCUGGGAGAGACUCACGAUAUUACCUUGAAUAUAUUGCUGCAGCCCAUUGAGGUGCAUUUGGCACAGAUACGUCCGCCGCUCGAUGUCCACAACUCCGCUGGAUUGGACAUGCCCACGUUUAGUUUUGCGCCACAAGAGUGCAUAACACAGAUUGGCCAAUAUUUGCUUACGUUGCCGCAGCAUCUUGAACCACUCUUGCUGUCACCCUCCCCGCUACUCAAGCAGGCCUUAGAGCUGUGUAAUAUUAAGUAUACUCAAGCCAUUCCCUGCGCUGAUGUGUUGCUCUCCUUAAUUGUGGAACAGUGUUGUGUGCUGUACCAGACCCAAAUAUUGCAAAUUAAAUCACUUAGCAUCUCCGCCGCCACCCAGCUUAGUGUGGACAUUGAGUACUUGUCCAACAUGCUUGAGGAACUUGGUCUGACCAUCACUGUUCAGCUUUCACAGAUUCUGACGUUACUUAAAGCGGCGCCCGAUCAGUAUUUUAAACUAAGCAGUGGCUGCGAGCCUCGUCUGGUCACAGCGAUUAGACAAAUGCGCAACAUUAUAUCUACACAAUAAGCUAUUGAAACUAAUCUUAAAGGACGUAUUUUGUUCAAUAAAAUC
Messenger RNA from Drosophila busckii, 2346 nucleotides. RefSeq names its product conserved oligomeric Golgi complex subunit 7 (gene Cog7). Gene Ontology annotation, cellular component: COG complex. NCBI's taxonomy places the organism in Eukaryota, Metazoa, Arthropoda, Insecta, Diptera, Drosophilidae. The transcript is spliced from 2 exons. The record is from RefSeq and is a predicted model, not a curated record. The coding region runs from base 37 to 2301 and encodes 754 amino acids. Gene Ontology annotation, biological process: Golgi organization; retrograde vesicle-mediated transport, Golgi to endoplasmic reticulum; intracellular protein transport.